Molecule: messenger RNA, 1863 nt
Organism: Micromonas pusilla CCMP1545
Lineage: Eukaryota; Viridiplantae; Chlorophyta; Mamiellophyceae; Mamiellales; Mamiellaceae
Exons: 1
Coding region: 1-1743 (580 amino acids)
Molecular function (GO): ubiquitin protein ligase activity
Source: RefSeq, a predicted model, not a curated record
AUGACGUCGGUCGGUCCCGUGAACGCGUUUCGCGCGUCGUCGCGGCCGGCGCCGACGCACUGCGCCCCUCGCGCGCGCGUCGCGAUGUCCGACGACGCGGACGUCCCGAUGGCGGACGCGGUGGACACCGCGGACGCGAACCCUGGGGCGAAGCGCGGACGCGAGCGCGCGCCCGAGGACGACGAGACCGCGCGCGCGACGUCGCCGUCGCCGUCGCCGUCGCCGUCGCCGUCGACGUCGACCGCCGCGAUCGCGCAGACGUGCGAGUGCGUCCUCUGCUUGGAGCUGUUCUGCGACCCGGUCACGACGCCGUGCGGGCACACGUUCUGCCGCCGCUGCCUCGCGAGGGCGCUCGACCACAGCGACGACCCGAGGUGCCCGACCUGCAGGAGCGUCGUGCUCGUCUCGAGCGCGGCGAAGACGCCCGUGAACGUCACGCUGCGCGCUCUCGUGUCGCAGCUCUUCCCGGAGCGGGCGCGCGCGCGGCGCGAAGCCGAGGAAGCCGAGCUGCUCGCCGGGUCCGCGGAGACGAACGGCGACGCGCUCGAGGGGAACAUCCCUCUGUUCGUCAUGUCGGACGUGAUGCCGUUCGACAGGUUCGGUCUGAACAUCUUCGAGCCGCGGUACAGGCUCCUGAUUCGUCGCGCGAUGGAGAGCGGAUCGCGGCGAUUCGGGAUGAAGCAUCCGGACUCGGCGCACGCGUGCGAGGUGAAGAUCCUGCGGUGCGACCCGCAGCCGGACGGGCGGUUCCACAUCAUCGUCGAGGGCAGGAGGCGGUGCGAGGUUCUUUCGGAACGGAUACAGGACGGGUACGUCAUGGCGCGCGCGCGGUUCUUCGAGAACGACGCCGACGACGCGUUCACGACGUCCCCGAGCGGGGACCUCCAAGGGAGCGCUGAUGAAGUGAGGCACGUCGUCGAGACGCUCACACAGCGCUGGAGGGACAAGUUGGCGACGUGCACAGAGGAAGCGAUGCUUAGAUACCGCAGUGGGUCAUCGGACGAGGAGAUAAGCUCAGACAUGACGGUGAUCUCGGUACACCGGGGCACUUGCACGGUCCUGGAUGCGGUCGAGAAGAUCGCGCGCGAGCACGACUGGAAGCCGGGGCCGGGGGUGGCCUUCCUCCUCGGCGUCGUCGUUCGCAUAUGGCGAAGGAUAAUGGAUCGGAUGCGUCGUGGCGGGGGCACGGUCUCGGCUAUUCAAUCAUGUGAACCGCUCUUGUUCCGUGAAUUCCAACUGUUCCACGAUAAAGCGAUGGGUCUCCACUCCACCGCGAGCGCGAACGAGAUCUCGUGGUGGGUCGUCGCCGCGUGUAACGAGACAACAAUGACGAGAGGCGCAGCCAAGGUCCCGAUGGAUUCAUCCUCGCCCGUGGAGCGGUUAGCCUUCGGCGCUGCGGUUCUGUACGGCUUCGCGAGGACGAUAGAGAUGCUCCUGUAUGAAAUGUCGCCGGAGUCGUGCGGGAAGUAUCCGGGCGAGGUCCUGUUCACGGAGGCACAGGCCGCGGAGACCAACGCCCUUCUCGCGGAUGAGGGCGAGGGCUACGCCUUCGUCUGCGUCGACCAAAACUCCGCCGUUACCGACCCGACGAAGUCGUGGGAUUUAUGGCCACACACCGGGUGUUUUUGCUUGCGAAACGAGGCGUGCGCAUAUCACGGCGAGCUCUGCGUGUCGCAGUGGGGGACCAUCGACGGCAGCGACGCUUUCGGUCAGAGGUUUGUGUCGGCGAUCAAUUCGGUUUGAGCGCGGGAUCGCAUCGCAGUGUCGAUGUCGCCGAGGGUGCGGUGUAGUGCUCAGUAGUUUUUCUUUAGCAGUGAGUGGACGAGGCUCUCAGAAGUGCUUUUUUCUUCAUCACUCUUGUUC